CUUUGUGAGAAUUACAUGAAUCUUUUUCUUCCUGCAGACCCCUUUGCUGAUGCAACAAAGGGUGACGACUUACUCCCGGCGGGGACUGAGGAUUACAUUCAUAUAAGGAUCCAGCAACGAAACGGAAGAAAGACGCUAACAACUGUUCAGGGAAUUGCAGAUGAUUAUGACAAGAAGAAACUUGUGAAAGCUUUCAAAAAGAAAUUUGCUUGUAAUGGUACUGUGAUUGAACAUCCUGAAUACGGUGAAGUUAUCCAGCUUCAAGGUGACCAGAGGAAGAACAUUUGCCAAUUCCUCUUGGAGAUUGGCAUUGUCAAGGAAGAACAACUGAAAGUUCAUGGUUUCUAAAAUACCUGUGCUCUCAUGAAGAACCCUGCAGUAUUUGAUCUUACCUAGCCUGACUCUUCUGUGAAAAAUGAAUCUUUGCAGUGAAUGGACUUCCCUGUUACCUGAACAUUUAAAAUUUGAUUCAGAUUUGCAUGACUGCGUGAAACGUGUGGUGUGUAGACUAGAAACACAUAAGAAAACUUCAGUAAGGUGGUAAUGAAGACACUUGUGAACUUUAACACAUUUCCAAUGGAAAUGUUUUAGCAAUGAUUGUUCAGUUUACUGUUCUCCACCUGACUUGAAUGUGUGGGUUGUAUCAAAAUAGUGUGUGUUGCUGCUUAGAAAUAAAAGUUUAUUCGUAUAUUUUCUGGGAUAUCUGAAAUGCUUUAGCUUAAGUUUUAAACUAGCACAGCAGCCUUACUGAAGAAUGGCUAAAAUGUUUUGUGGCAUGUGUAGCUCACUGCUCAUUGAAUAAAUUGGAAAAUCUACAUGA
Egretta garzetta (little egret) is the source of this 820-nucleotide messenger RNA. RefSeq names its product eukaryotic translation initiation factor 1B (gene EIF1B). Gene Ontology annotation, biological process: translational initiation. The record is from RefSeq and is a predicted model, not a curated record. Gene Ontology annotation, cellular component: eukaryotic 43S preinitiation complex. The transcript has 3 exons. Bases 16 to 348 code for a protein of 110 amino acids. Gene Ontology annotation, molecular function: translation initiation factor activity; ribosomal small subunit binding; RNA binding. NCBI's taxonomy places the organism in Eukaryota, Metazoa, Chordata, Aves, Pelecaniformes, Ardeidae.